Spinacia oleracea (spinach) is the source of this 705-nucleotide messenger RNA. Its product is annotated as polygalacturonase-like. The transcript has 3 exons. NCBI's taxonomy places the organism in Eukaryota, Viridiplantae, Streptophyta, Magnoliopsida, Caryophyllales, Amaranthaceae. The record is from RefSeq and is a predicted model, not a curated record. Gene Ontology annotation, molecular function: polygalacturonase activity. Gene Ontology annotation, biological process: carbohydrate metabolic process. The annotation marks the transcript as partial.
UUUGUGGGUAUGAACAGAACGGUUGUUGAUGAUAUUACUUUAUUGAACAACAAGUUCUUUCACGUAGCACUUGUAGAAUGCAGAGAUUUCAACGACAAUAGACUUGAGGUUUCUGCACCGGAGAACAGUCCAAACACGGAUGGCAUUCACCUCGAAAGAAGCUCUAAUGUUAGUAUCUCUUGGUCCAACAUUGGUACCGGAGAUGAUUGCAUUUCUGUUGGCCAAGGGAACUCUCAAAUCACUAUUACAAAUAUCACUUGCGGACCAGGUCAUGGCAUAAGUGUUGGAAGCUUGGGAAAAUACCCACAUGAACAAGAUGUAAAUGGACUGUUUGUAAGAAAUUGUACAAUUAGCAGGACUUCAAAUGGGAUUAGGAUCAAAACAUGGGCUGAUUCUCCUGGUAGAAGCUCGGCUACUAACAUGAAAUUCGAGAACAUUGUAAUGAAACAUGUAAGAAAUCCAAUCAUUAUUGAUCAAGCAUAUUGCCCCUUCCAUUCUUGUUCAUCUCAGGCACCAUCAAGGGUGAGAUUGAGCAACAUAUACUUCAAAAACAUUAGGGGAACUUCACUAUCUCAAGUAGAAGUGACACUUUCCCGUAGUAAAGGAAUUUCCCUAUGCAAGGAUAAAUGGCUGAAGAACAAACACAGGGGUAAUUCUAAGUUCCAACAAUACCUACUCCAAACCAAACCUGCUAAAGCUCAAUAA